CCUAUGACUUAAUGCCCAAAUGAAAAGUUUCAAAGUUGAGUCAUUGCCUUAGGAGGUAGGUAGGAUCCUAAGGUCUACUUAGAAAAACAAUGAAAAUGCGAUUUCGAUUAAUAUUAAAUAGCUCGCUUUAGCAGUGGUAUCUCAGAAGUAACAGUAUAGAUCGAAAGCAUAUACCAAAAAUAGGGGUAAAUGAAACUCGGGCUAGCUUUAUAAACAUAUUUCGCUUCCAUUUCUGUUUAUUUACGACUCUAAUAGCAAUACUCUAAGUUAUAUUUUCUUAGUAUGCCGCGAAGUAAAGAAAUAGGUUAGUAUAAAUAGUUGCCGGUUUCGCGCGAGGCUCUGCUUCGUUCUAGCUCCCCGCCGCCCAUUAUAUGGUUGGCAACACGUGGCUGUGCGUGAAAAUUUAACGUAUUGGAGGUCGGAGGGCCGCCGAGAUUGGUCGCACAGCAUGCCAAACGAGGUCCUCGCGUCUACUUCUCAUAGGUGCCCAGGCUGAAUUCUCGAUCCCCAAAAUACCACAUCACCCCGCCUACCUUUACGAGUUAAAAGAACAUGGAGCCUCCCUCAUCACCGUAGCUGAAAAGCACCACCUGCAACUACUUAUCUAUGAAUUACUGUCCGGGGGCUGGCUUGACCCGGCAUCCCUCCAAGGUAUAAAUGCCCGGCGUGAUAGCAUCAUCGGUAACGGCAACUUCAGUUCGUAGACCACGCGAGCCCCGCGAAGUCGCCUCGCCACGGCCACAUCAGCAGCUAGCAGGCUGUAUACUAUGGCUACCACCUAAGCCUGAGCUACGAGAGGACUGCGGAUCCGACGUUGAGGCAGACCGGUGCAACUAUCCGGUAGUAAUCCUCUCACCACAGGCAGAAGAUGGAAUGGUAGUAUAUCUCAUGAUCACGUCACUAAAGGGGAAAGAGCUCAAGACUCGCUUUAAGCAUGACCAAAAUCUUAGGCUUGAACACAUCCCUAUCCGGCCAAGCCAACCGCAUCCAGACAAUGGAAUUCUCCUUAGUCUCGAGGAUGUGACACUCGUGCUGCGGAAGAAAUCUUACGUUAAGACGAAGACACAAUACCGCAUUCAGAUCGCGUCCCUACGGCCCUACGAGCGUCGAGGACCUGAGUAUGUCCUGUCGCGCAAAUCUUACCAAGAACUUAUCAAAUAUGCCAAAUUCACACCUCCGGCUCCUCAUCCCUCAUUUAAUACAGUCUCCUCUCCCAGUCGCGUAUGGGGGUACGGCCAACCCGUGCCUAUUAUUCGGGAGCGUAGCGGUAGCUAUGGCGAGUACGUGUCUGCUCAGAGACGCUUGGAAAGUGCCGCAGUGAGCCCGCCCCGCGCCCACUACGUACCGACAACGAAUAAGAAUCCACCCCAGUACGUUCGUACUGCUGCUCGGAGUGAACGAGAUCCACUGCUCGCCCAAUCAUCGUACACAUAUUCUCGCAGUUCAUAUCCCAGCUAUCCAGGCAGCUAUCCAAAUAAUAACCCGCCACACACGUAUAGAGCCUCGGCCCGGGCCGGAUACCAGAGCUCGGCACCUCCGGUACCAUUCGACUCUGAGAGAGCCUGGAGGAGAAUAAAGAUGCUCUUCUGGGUUUUCUUAGCGCUCAUAGGAGCGUAUGGAGCGUACCGUGGCGUGACCUGGUUAGUCGAUAUAGCUAAGCAGGCUAGCUUCGUGGUUAAAAGUGGUAUUGAGCAAACCGGAAAUAAAAUUGGCAUCUUUUGGUCAACCCUAGCGAAGCUAGGUACUCCCUAGGACUCGCUCUUCCCUUUCCCCUUUUAUUUCUCAUAUUUUGCGUGGCUUGCGAGAUUUUCUCGUUGUAAUCUCACGGUUAUAUGGAUGGACAUGGAAUGGAAUCGGUAGCAAAAUGGAAAAUGUACAAUUGGCAUUAUGUAUUUGAGGAGGCUUAUAUACGGGGACCUUCACGAUAUUAAGUAGAAUGGCAACAUCGGUUAAAAUGAAUCCUGUUACUGAUUCGUUGCCGGGACCUCGGUAUCAGAGAUAUCGCAAUUUUUUAUAUACUGCUGAGGGGAAGAAGUCUCUUUGCAGUCCGGCGUAAGUGUCGCGGUAGCAACUUGUCUCACAACAGUUCUAGAUUAAUACUUAGUAGUGUUCAUGUCACGCAACUAUCACUAACAGCUUGCA
Molecule: messenger RNA, 2142 nt
Organism: Daldinia decipiens
Lineage: Eukaryota; Fungi; Ascomycota; Sordariomycetes; Xylariales; Hypoxylaceae
Exons: 2
Coding region: 658-1752 (364 amino acids)
Source: RefSeq, a predicted model, not a curated record